GAAUUCUCUGGUCAGCUCUGACCGCCCCCUUUUCUAAUUAGUCCGCAUGAAAAGACUGAAGCUCCGGAGACACGGAGCAGAAGAGCAGCAGAAGCUGCGAGGAACAGCAGCACACCACACAAACGCACACACACGCGGCGCUGCAUGAGCUCAGUCUCAGCUCGGACUAUAGAAGACAUCGCCGAUCACACGCCCACACACACAGGACUACACCGCCUGUUCAGAGAAUUAACCAUCUAACUGUAAGGAUUUGGUCAUGGAGCACACGCUCACACCUCGUUCUUUGUGGACUAACGACAGCAAGUUUCUCCAUCAUCACUCCACGGAUUUGUUCACUAGUGUCCAAGUCACUCAGGACAUCCCGCCUGGAGCUACUUUCGGACCUUGCCUCCUCCACAACACCUUCUACGACACUAUAGCUUUUAUUGCUCUGAAGUCGUUUGAUAAGAGAGAGAAAUCCUACGUCUUUAGGGUAGAUCCUGAAGCUAUGAGGAGCUCACCGUUGAUGGUUCCCUGGCUCAGGCUGGUGCAGGCUGCGAUGAACACAGCCGAGCAAAACACUGAGGCUUUCCUGAAGUCAGGACAGCUGUAUUUUCGGACUACCCGUCACGUGACGAGAGGAGAGGAGCUGUUCGUGUGGUACGAUGAGGAGCUCUCUCAUCUUUUGGGCCUGAGUGAUAUUAAACCUCGAGCUGUAGCAGAAGGUUUGUCGUGUGGAAGAUGUGGUCAGGCCUUCAGGAACGAGAAUCCAUUUCUCGCUCACUGUCGCUUUCUGUGCGCUCAAGUCAAGCCGGCCGUGACGCGCCCGGACACGGAGCAGAAACGACAGCGGCGGGUCACCACCGACUUCCACAACAUCGCCAGAGACCUGGAGCACGUGGAGCAGCGGAAAGCCGAGGACGCGCUGGCGUCGCGAAAACGUAAACACGAGGAGUCUGCGAGCCCGCGCAGCAGAAAGCCCGUUUUACUGGAGAAGACCAACAUCGACCACAACACCACUGUAACUCCCAGCCACAGCUCAGCAGACUCCAGCGAGAAACUACUCGGCAUCAGUGAACCGGAUUUCGUGCUAAAGAGCGGCAAAAACAGCGCGUUUGGGGAGAUUAAUGAAGUCCUAGAACAUAAAAGAGAACCCCCUGCCCUGUUCAGGGAUGUAAGGAGGGAGCUGGAACCGGACACUGGCCUCCAGUCUGACUCUAGCGCCUUCUCCUUCGUAUUGCCCGGUAGUGCGCAUGCGCAACAAAAGAGCGCCUUUUGCAAACCGCAAAAGCGCGCCAUUAGUUCCACAGAAGGCCUUCAACAUCCGGGUCCUCCACUAUGUAAUCCGCGCGAUGUGCUACAACAACAGGACGACCAUAUGGACACUUUCGGCUCCAAGACCACCGUCGGCUACAGGAACCUGCUGGCCUCCCACCUGUUUCAGGGGGACCAUGCUAGUGCACAGACAAUGGCGGCCGCCCCGCUGCUGUACGCGCCGGAGCAGUGGAGCGGCGGUGGGGUGAGCGGGCAGCUCCGACCCUCCGCCUCCUCGCUCACCCUCCUGCCCGCCACCUUCGGCUCGCUGCAGGGCGUCUCUGUGCAGAACUGGUGCGCCAAGUGCAACCUCUCUUUCCGCAUGACCUCCGACCUGGUGCUGCACAUGAGGUCGCACCACAAGAAGGAGUUCGCUGCCGAGUCCCAAGCGCGCAGAAGGCGAGAGGAGAAGCUCACGUGCCCCAUCUGCCACGAGUACUUCCGCGAGCGCCAUCACCUCUCACGGCACAUGACUUCUCACAACUGAAGGAAUUAUGUGACAGAACCAUAUCUCUCUGCCUUUCAUGUGGGUGUGAAGGGAUGCACUUCAGGAACGCUUGGAGGUGAAACUGUGGCUUCGUCCAGAAACUUUUGCUACUCCAUCUCUCCUACUCUUCCUUUCCUACUCCUCCUCUCCUACCCCGGAAGAAGGUGGAGGAAUCAAGGAGAGGAGAGGAGGAGGAGGAAUGGAGGGAAGGAGCUGUAAUUGGGGAAAUGGGACAGCUGAUCCCUUUUAGAUAGGAAGUUGACUACCAUUGAACUGAGCCAAUCACAACGCACACUUUCAGCACGUUUCAGAACAUUACUAUCACACACAGCUAAAAAUUCAGAUAUUCCAAUAAAAUCCUGAGUACUCCCA
Astyanax mexicanus (Mexican tetra) is the source of this 2152-nucleotide messenger RNA. It is a transcript of the gene znf488, whose product is annotated as PR domain containing 8. The transcript has 4 exons. The coding region runs from base 257 to 1780 and encodes 507 amino acids. Gene Ontology annotation, biological process: regulation of DNA-templated transcription. Gene Ontology annotation, molecular function: protein binding. NCBI's taxonomy places the organism in Eukaryota, Metazoa, Chordata, Actinopteri, Characiformes, Acestrorhamphidae. The record is from RefSeq and is a predicted model, not a curated record. Gene Ontology annotation, cellular component: nucleus.